UCCUCCAUGCCUCUGCUCCUCCUGCUCUUACUUAUCCUGCUCCUGCUGCUCGAGAACUCCGGAGCACAGCAAGGUGAUGGAUGUGGACACACUGUACUGGGCCCUGAAAGUGGAACCCUUACGUCCAUAAACUACCCACAGACCUAUCCCAACAGCACUGUUUGCGAGUGGGAGAUCCGAGUAAAGCUGGGAGAGAGAGUUCGAAUCAAGUUUGGUGACUUUGACAUUGAAGAUUCUGAUUCUUGCCACUUUAAUUACUUGAGAAUUUAUAAUGGAAUUGGAGUCAGCAGAACUGAAAUAGAAAAAACUCAGGCUCUCCUCAGUCUCCCGGAAUCAAUUUUCCUCACCCAUCAGCCCACCUUGGAAGACUGUCAUCAGUUACUCUUCACCCUCUUCAGUACCAAGGAAUGGCAACACAUCCUGACAGGAGCUAGGCAAUGGUUGCAACAGCAUGCCCCCACAGCUGCCAUGGAUCCUGAGAACUGGGCAAGAGAUGCCACACAAGACACUAUGCCAAAAUAUAACUUAGGACUUCAAACUCUUUGUACAAGAGAGAGAUCAUAUGGCUGUGUGGGUCAUCCAGACCACAGGGCCCUGGAAGAAGCCAGUGGCAUGUUUGUUCAAACAACUGGAUACUGUGGCAGCCAGCUGGCCACCCUGCCUGAAGGCCUUGGCAGCCACAAUCACCCUAAUCCAAGAGGUAGAAAAACUCACUUAGAGACAAGAUCUCAAUGUAAAGGUCCCACAUGUGGUGACCACCCUAAUGAAUGGUCAGGGAUACAAAUGGCUGAUGAACUCCAGGAUGAGUCACUAUCAAGGAAAAUCUGUGAAAAUCACUGGGUGUGCCUUGAAACAAUGUGGACUCUGAACCCAGCCAUGCUCCUACCUGCUGAGUCCAGCUCCCUGGACCAUAACUGUGAAGAGCUAAUGGAUGAAAUAUACUCCAGCAGGCCUGAUUUGAUGGACUUGCCCUUGACUGACCCAGACAUGGAACUCUUCACAGAUGGGAGCAGUUACAUUCAGGAAGAACAACGAAGAGGUAGACAUGCAGUAACGACUCAUAGAGGACAUCAAAAAGGCACUGACAGGAUUAGUGAAGGAAACUGGCUGGCUGAUCAGAUGGCCUGGAGAGCAGCUGCUCAAACAGAGCCUGCAAAAGGCCUGAAUGAGACUGCCAAAAUCAUGCUGGUGCCACAGAGAGCACAGCAACUAAAGUACACAAAGGAGAAGAGUCAACGAUCAGAGGAAGAAGGUAGAAUUAAAACCCCCGAUAGAUGGUGGAAGAUCCCAGACCACAGACUGAUGAUUCCUCAAUGA
Galeopterus variegatus (Sunda flying lemur) is the source of this 1317-nucleotide messenger RNA. RefSeq lists its product as uncharacterized. NCBI's taxonomy places the organism in Eukaryota, Metazoa, Chordata, Mammalia, Dermoptera, Cynocephalidae. Bases 7 to 1317 code for a protein of 436 amino acids. The transcript has 5 exons. Gene Ontology annotation, biological process: virion assembly. The record is from RefSeq and is a predicted model, not a curated record.